Messenger RNA from Temnothorax curvispinosus, 5120 nucleotides. RefSeq names its product adenylate cyclase type 9-like (gene Ac13E). Bases 407 to 4852 code for a protein of 1481 amino acids. The transcript is spliced from 8 exons. NCBI's taxonomy places the organism in Eukaryota, Metazoa, Arthropoda, Insecta, Hymenoptera, Formicidae. The record is from RefSeq and is a predicted model, not a curated record. Gene Ontology annotation, molecular function: adenylate cyclase activity. Gene Ontology annotation, biological process: adenylate cyclase-activating G protein-coupled receptor signaling pathway; cyclic nucleotide biosynthetic process; intracellular signal transduction.
CCCCACCCCGCUGACGGGAUUCAAAAUGGCUGCGGAACGUCGCAGCGGAGAACGUCUCGGCAACGUCGACGAGAACGCGUGAUUCCUUCGCUACUUUUUUCUCUCUUUUUUUUCGCAUCCGCGCGACAAUCCGCCCGCCGCGCGCCUCUCGGCGUCGACCCUCGCCAACCCUCACCGAGGAGGCCCGGCCGCGCUCUCCCCCCCAGUCUCCCCCACCCCUCCGCCGCGACGGCGCCGCUGAAGGAGAGCCGCGAAAAAAAUGGCGUCCCGCGACACUAGCUGAUUCCCGCGAGACACCUCCGAUCUCCGAUGUCAGCGAGGAGGAGGAUGAUGAUUCCUCAUAUUCUCCGGCGUUCUCGCCCCUAACCGACGGUAAUCCCACGUCUGGCGGUAAGCGAUUGUCAAUAUGACUCCUCAAUUGGAACGGAAGCGUGGCUCGUCUGUCAGCUUUACCCGGGCGAAGGAUAGCGAAGAUGCCGAGGACGAGAUUCACAUAUCUCUGGCACCAUACAUACAAACAUAUCUGGCACAUAGUAGCCAGGGAUUGGGAUGUUGCGGUAUCAGUUUACCUGUGCCGUUUGAACGCGCAGCACCGCGUUCCUGGUGGAAUCCCAGAUUCGAUUCGGAAAUCCUCGAGGAACAGUAUAGGAGAAGUGCCUUUCCUCAAAUUAGAUUAAGAUUUCGGUACGCUCUUACGUACAUGUUGCUAGUGUCCUUAUCGUGGCUGACGUAUUUUGUGAUAAUCGGGGUAGAGAAUGAUACAUCGACAUGGGCGGCAAUAGCGGGUGUUUUUGGUAUCGUCGGCAUUAUGGUUUCGGCUGUCUUUUAUUUAACACACACAGACUACUACAAAUCCUACGUAUUACCGACUUCCCUGGGAGUUGCAUCAACACUCUGUUUCCUGUCCUUACUCUUCCUUGCCUUGGUACCGCCUCACGUGGACGGAUUGACUUUGGUCGGACACUUCGCCUUGUGCUCCGAGAUCUUAUUAGUCAUUUAUACAGUGCUGCCGAUGCCACUCUACGCCUGCGUGGGGAUAUCCACGCUGUACUCAUUCAUGUUUGAGUUCCUGACUGCCUAUUUGUAUGGCUCGAAGGACGCACGACAAAGAUUUUACACGAGCGAACGAAUUGUACAAAACGAUACUUCAGGAAUUAAUAAUACGACAGCGGAGGAAGAGAAAGCGUCAGUACUUAUGCAUUCGUCUCUAAAGGAUCCUCUAAAUGUUGCUGGUCUACAGAAUGUGAUACGUAAUAUUAGUGAUUUUACUACAGCAAUUAGUACAGAGGCGAUAUCGAGAUUGCGUGAAGGCAGAGACACGAUGAAUGUCGGACCGAGAUACUCAGAAACGGUGGCUCAACGAUUACACGAUGCCCUAAGCGACACGAAUGUUUUAACGAGAUUAAAUUCUAGCGUCCCAUCAAUGAUAACCGCUAUUAAUUCCACCGUAAAUUCAUCGCCAGUAGAUAAUUAUGCUAACGAUAACUUAUUCGCCGAUGAUAUUGACUUCUCCACGAAUCUCGCAAUAAGGAUCUUGAUGCAGAUUUGUAUUCAUUUGAUAGGCAUGCAUAUUUUGAUAAUGACCUUCGUGAGAAUGCGCGGUACGUUUAUGAAAGUCGGCCAAUCCCUGCUGGUCCGUCGACAACUGGAAAUGGAAAAACAACUGAAGGAGAAAAUGAUACACUCUGUCAUGCCGCCAAAGGUCGCGGAUUGGCUCAUGGAGGAGAGCGAGCGCGAGAGAGAGCGAGAGGACUCUCUGAAAAAGGGCUCGAUACCGUCCAAUAACACUGACAUUCGUUCGUUGUUUCGCCCAUUCAACAUGCUCUCGAUGGAGGACGUCAGUAUCCUGUUUGCCGAUAUCGUCGGAUUUACUAGGAUGAGCUCGAACAAAACCGCGGAGGAAUUAGUGGGCAUUCUGAACGAUCUGUUCGAACGUUUUGAUGAUCUAUGCGAACAUCACGGUUGCGAAAAGAUCUCCACAUUGGGAGACUGCUACUACUGCGUAAGCGGAUGUCCGGAACCAAGGUCCGAUCAUGCAAAAUGUUGCAUAGAAAUGGGGCUAGCCAUGAUCGAAGCUAUCAAGCAAUUCGACAUCGAAAGACGCGAGGGCGUGAACAUGAGAGUGGGUGUGCACACAGGCACCAUACUCUGUGGAAUUGUGGGCACGAAGAGAUUCAAAUUUGACGUUUGGUCGAAUGAUGUGACUUUAGCAAAUAAAUUGGAGAGCACGGGAAAGCCCGGCCGUGUACAUCUGAGUGAAAAUACUUUGAGAUUUCUGGGAGACCAGUACAUUACGGAAAAUGGAGAAGUAGUCAAUGGGGUAAAAACUUACUUCAUUAGAGCCCGUAAAUCGGAUUUCGUGAAUCAAUUUAUCACGAACGUCACAUCACCCAAGAGCAUUUCGCCAUUGAUGCAAUCGCGGAAUCGCCUGGCGUCGUGCAACAAUCAGGCCAAACCGCGAAGUCAUUAUCUCCAUAUGGUCACGAACGCGAGCAAUUACAGGAUGAAGGCUAAUUCCUUGCCUAGUAUUUUGGAUUCCGAGAACGACGGUGACAUCACGGACGAGAAGGAGGACUCAAACAAGAGUCCGACGUCCACCGCUAGCUACGGCAAGAAGAAAGUGCGGCAUAAGCGGUGGAGAUAUCUGCAGAGACAACGGACAACCGAGGAAAUGACACCUCUGGAGAUCGAAGAGGGAAGAAAUAUCGCUAUGGCGCGAGCGAAACCCGAUAUUCAGACGUACGAAGAAUGCAAUGGAUUUAGACGGGUCCCUCUGAACAACGGCGUUGAAAUGGAUCCGAAUCCUGUACCUUCUAGUCCUUUAUUAUCUGGUCAAGAGCCGAUUAGUAAUGCUUCUUCCAUUUGCAGUAGAAAAGAUUCCGGUAUCAAGAGCAAUAGCAGGCGAAGCAGUAUACAACAGCAGUUGUUCCUUAUGAAUGGCAUAACCCAAGGUGAUCUAUUGGGACACAGGGUCAGUGGCUAUUAUACUUCUAGUUCGACGUUAAACUCCACUCACGAACCUUCGUCAUCGGUGCCCCCUUAUCUGUUCCCUCCGAUGAUAACUGAUACAUUUGGCGCGUGCUUUCAUAAAUUACGGAAGCAAUCCGAUCUCCAGUUAAUUAGGUGCGUCCAAGACAACGUGAGCUCUCAGCGUUCAUAUUUUGUCAAACCACCAUUGUCGAGCGUCACUCUCUUCUUCAAGAACAAGGAAAUGGAGAAGGAGUACCGAGAGAAUGCGCACAAGGCCAACGAGAGCAUGGGCGAUAACCCACCUACCUUAGCCACCUCGAGAUUCAACACGUACUUUGACAUUUUGAUAUCUGCCCUGGUUUACACGGCUAUCACAGUCUCGUUGUUCCUUUUGUGCAAACCGACGAUUUAUUAUAUAAUAUUCUCCGUGCUCGCCAUCACCGUUCAAGUGAUCGCGGUGUCGCUCUGCAUCCGUCGACUUCUCUAUUCGAACACGGCUCACGCGACGUUCACGCCGAAGAUCUUUAAGUUUUUCUCCCGGUGGUAUCCGUGGCACGUGUGCGGCGCGGUCUUGGUCGGUCUGCCGAUUAUUUCCAUCUUGCUGAAUUUCACAUGCAACAGCUUUCGGAGCCUCAACAACUUCGAGUAUUACUACAGCUACUUGAUCUUUGUCGGACUAGUCCACUUCUGUAACUUCACGCAGCUCAAUUGUUGGAUGAAAAAUCUGCUGGUCACACUCACCGGUAUACUGUUCAUAUGUCUUGUGGUGACUCACAUAUCACCAUAUCGGGAGAAUCUCAGUAGUAAUAAUAGUAUCAGCAGUGGCAACAAUCGUAUCAACGACUCGCAGUUGAUGCAGUUAGGCGCGCUGCAUCCGAAUCUUAUCAAAUCGCUUGCGAGCGAACUGAAAGGUGGGAACUUUCCAAACGGUACGAGGGAUUUUCUCGCCACUACCGCUUCAACGAGACCGCCAUCGCCAGUCGCGAAAUAUACAGGAGAGCGAGAAGCGUCGCCUACGACUCGUGGGAUAUCUUACACCAGCUAUAAUGAGAGAUUGUACAAUUCGGAGAUAUAUUUGGAUAUGGUGUUGCUAUUGCUGCUGGUCUGGUUCCUAAAUCGCGAGUUUGAGAUCAGUUAUCGAUUGUCCUUCCACGGCAACGCGGUGGCAGCGCGCGACAAGACGCGCGUGCAGUCAAUGAAGAAUCAGGCCGACUGGCUGCUACAUAACAUCAUACCUAAGUACGUGGCUGAUCAGCUCAAGACCACCGCCAAAUAUUCGCAGAAUCACAAGUCCGUGGGCAUCAUCUUCGCCAGUAUCGUCAACUUCAACGAGCUGUACGACGAGUCGUAUCUGGGCGGUAAGGAGUACCUGCGUGUGCUCAACGAGCUCAUAGGCGAUUUCGACGAGCUGCUGGAGAGGCCGGAGUACGUAAAUGUCGAGAAGAUCAAGACGAUCGGCAGCACCUUCAUGGCUGCGAGCGGUCUGAAUCCGCAGGUGAGGCAGCAGAGCGAGCACGAGUACACGCAUCUGUUCCAACUGUUGGACUUCGCCGUGGCGAUGCACAAAGUGAUAUACGAUUUCAAUCGGGACUUGUUGGGUUUCAAGCUGAUUCUGCGAAUCGGCUACAACUACGGCGAUGUCACGGCUGGCGUGAUCGGCGCUACCAAGCUGUAUUACGAUAUUUGGGGCGACGCGGUCAACAUAGCGUCGCGAAUGGACUCCACCGGGGUCGCCGGCAGGAUACAGAUGGCCAGCAAUUGCUUGGACGUUCUGUCGGAACGAUAUGAAUUCGAGCCGCGCGGGCAGGUGUACGUCAAGGGCAAGGAUAAUAUGGAUGUGUUCCUGCUGAAAGGAAAGAAGAAUGAUACGACCGGUACUUGAAGAUUCAACGUCGAUUAUAUCGGUAUUCUCCUACGCGAAGAUUAUAUGUCGAUAAUCUGAUUCGCGGCCUGCAGUAAUUGCGACACUUAGAUUAGAUCUGUCCAUUAAUAUUCUGAGACAUUUUUCAUAGUUUAACAUCUUAUAACUUGAGUUUUUGGAUAGUAAGUGAACCGAGUUAGAUUAAAAGUAAUCUUUUUGCCUUUUAUUUUUAAUUAUUUAAACACUUGUGCAUUGUUAUAUUAAAUAAAAAUGUGUUUUUUAAUAAUCU